This is a messenger RNA of Danio aesculapii, 1247 nucleotides long. RefSeq names its product MAP3K12 binding inhibitory protein 1 (gene mbip). Bases 3 to 1040 code for a protein of 345 amino acids. The transcript has 9 exons. Gene Ontology annotation, cellular component: cytosol. NCBI's taxonomy places the organism in Eukaryota, Metazoa, Chordata, Actinopteri, Cypriniformes, Danionidae. The record is from RefSeq and is a predicted model, not a curated record.
GAAUGAUGGCGGCGGACGGUGAGAGACGCGGUGCGUGUGCUGCAAGUAAACAAGAGCAAAGCAGAAGCCAGAUUUCACAUCAUGCAAGACAAAUGGAUGCUUUCAGAGAUUGUGUUACCUCUAUUGUCGAGUCCCUCGCCGACCUUGGAGCAAAGUUGAAACUAGGGGAUAAAGCAUUGAGAAUCAGUACCAGUGUCAACAAUGUGAACAUCUCUGAGCAUCAGCCAUCUCAUGUGUACUCCUGUUUACAACAGCACAUCUCCAAACUACAGUCGGUCUCUGAGAGUCUGAAGCAAAUAGUGGAGUCUGAAGCAAAUAACUGUACAAAUUCCAACCCAGACGUCAGUGAAGGGGAAGAAACUGCUCAUACAUCUGAGCAGAUGGUUACUGAUGAUCCUCUUACAUCUGACCACUGCCCUGCCCUUAAGGAUCGAAACAGGACUCAAAUCGAUGAUAACGUGCAGAUCAAGGCUGCUAAAUCAGAGAUUGAACGUAGGAUAUCUGCAUUUAUAGAGCGCAAACAGCUGGAGAUCAAUGAAAACAAUGUGAGGGAGUUUUGCAACGUGAUCGACUGCAAUCAGGAAGACAGCUGUGCAAGAACUGAUGCAGUCUUUACACCAUAUCCUGGUUUCAAGAGUCAUGUUAAAGUGACUCGUGUUAUAAAUACAUACGGACCCCAAACCAGAGGGGCACAUGCUGAUCUGGGAGAGCAGCCGCAGGGAUCAAUCAACCGAGACUGUGGAAACUCUGCCGUUGAGGAGAGGCUCCACAACAUGGAAUCUCACCUUAAACUUCCACCAGGUCCAGUUCCACAAAGCGUUUAUCAGCGACUAAAGAAACUUGAAGAUCGAAUUCUGGAGCUCGAGGGUCUUUCCCCGGAGUACUUCCACUCCACAAAUUACUCGCACAAACGACCUAAAGCCUCAAUGUCGCAGAACUACAGUCUGGCUGAGCUCGAUGGGAAGAUCAGUGCCGUCAAAGCUGCCUUGAUGAAGAAAAGCAACGAAUUCCAGUCCGCAAACGCAGAGUUUUCAUACUGACACAUGCACUUUUGCUUUCUAUGUUUUUUUUCUUUCUCGUCAGGAAUUCAUCCUUUUGGUCAUGUGGAGAACUGAGCAUUUCAGAGAGCGUGUCAGUGAAUAUGUUAUAUCUAUAAAAAUGUAUGUAAAACGUUUAGUUUUUUCAUACAUGUGUCGUAUUGUUUCUUUUGUACAUCGCUUAUGUAAAUAAAUGUGCAUCUGAUUUGA